AUGUAUGUGGACCGCAGCAUCAACAAGGACGACUACAACCUCUUCAGCUGUCUCUCCAGGUCCGUUACAGAGGACACGUCUUCUGCCAUCGGCCCCUUAAGCACUUAACCCCUGAAACUGCUCCAGGGGCACUGCACCCUAGCUGAUCCUGGUCUUUUAACCUCUCUCUCUCUGUCCCUCUGUCUGUCUGUCCCUCUGUCCCUCUGUCUGUCCCUCUGUCCCUCUGUCUGUCUGUCCCUCUGUCUGUCUGUCUGUCUGUGUGUGUGUGUGUGGUUUCUGUUCUCAACUAGUAAAGCAGCAGUUGGAACCUGUUCAGGGAACCGAAUACCGGAAAAUAAAUAAAUUUUUAGAGGAACGCAAUCAGAACCAGGAUCAAACGUGAUCUAUACUGUUCCGGGAACAGAACUGUUAUUUUAAAAGCAUGGGAACCGGUUAAUAACGUUCUUUUACAUUCCAGGCAUUUUUUUCAGUCCUACAAAAAAAUGCAACAGGGCGCUUAUUCUUCUUACAUUUUAGUCAUUUAGCAGACGCUCUUAUCCAGAGCGACUUACAGUUAGUGAGUGCAUACAUUAUUUUUUUCAUACUGGCCCCCCAUGGGAAUCGAACCCACAACCCUGGCAUUGCAAACGCCAUCCCUGCCGGCCAAACCCUCCCCUACCUUGGACAAUUGUGCGCCGCCCCCAUGUCUCCCGGUCGCGGCCGGCUACGACAGAGCCUGGAUUCGAACCAGGAUCUCUAGUGGCACAGUUAGCACUGCGAUGCAGUGCCUUAGACCACUGCGCCGCUCAGGAGGUUAUCUUCUUCACUAGGAACCCCUGGCUCGCAGGCUGGAUCUGUCUGAUCCUGUCUAUUCUGGUUCUCAUCUGGAUCUGCUGUGCUACCAUGGCGAUAACUGUUACUUUUUAUUUUUUAUUUUUUUUAAUUCAGUAAAUAUUCUCUUAACUCUAUUUCUUGAACUGCAUUGUUGGUUAAGGGCUUGUAAGUAAGCAUUUCACCUGUUGUAUUCGGCGCAUGUGACAUUUGAUUUGAUGGCGACUGCUGUAGUUCAAUACAUCCCAGCUGAGGGAAGUCUUCCCCUAGGCCGAAAAUAUGAGUAUUAGUGUUCUAAUAUCCCAUAACUCUUUGCGUAAAUGCAAAAACAAAGGGAUAUGAAAGAAAAAAAUGUUGUCUUUGUAGAAACUGAGUAUCUAUUGAGAUAUGAAGGAACCAAAGUCAUUCAAUAUUGAAAAUAAAACUUUUCCGUCUGUAGAAACUGAGUAUCUAUGGAUACAUGGAGUACGCCAAGGACAACAGGCUGCUGACCCCUUACCCAGCAUCCUCUCUGGUCAUCAUCACCUCCGGGCCGGGGCAGGAUGAGGAGGCUGGACCACUCCCUUCCAAAGUCAACCUGGACCAGUCCAACGUCUAA
Coregonus sp. 'balchen' is the source of this 1408-nucleotide messenger RNA. NCBI's taxonomy places the organism in Eukaryota, Metazoa, Chordata, Actinopteri, Salmoniformes, Salmonidae. The record is from the annotation of a GenBank genome assembly.